CGGCCGGGCGGGAGUAAAGGGGCUGCCUAGGAGCCGCGCGAGCCUUCAGCAGAAGCGCGCUGCUUUGCCCUCCGCUGUCCCUGCUCCGCCCUCCGCAGCCCUCCACAGUCACCCCGGAGACCAGCCGUGUUAAGCUCUCUGCUCUGAAGCUGACUGACUUCCAUGGCAGCCGCGAAGAAAGCAGUUCUGGGGCCAUUGGUGGGAGCAGUGGACCAGGGUACCAGCUCGACACGUUUUUUGGUUUUCAAUUCAAAAACAGCUGAACUUCUUAGUCAUCAUCAAGUAGAAAUAAAACAGGAAUUCCCAAGAGAAGGAUGGGUAGAGCAAGACCCGAAGGAAAUCCUGCAGUCCGUUUAUGAGUGUAUAGAGAAAACGUGUGAGAAACUCGGACAGCUCAAUAUUGAUAUUUCCAACAUCAAAGCCAUUGGUGUCAGCAACCAGAGGGAAACCACAGUAGUCUGGGACAAGCUCACUGGAGAGCCUCUCUACAAUGCCGUGGCUGCUCCAGUUUCUCCUGGCUCUUCAGUUCCAGUUGCCGUUGUCCCCUCUGGCUCUUCAGUUCCAGCUGCUGGUGCUUCCUCAGUGUGGCUUGACCUAAGAACCCAGUCUACUGUUGAGAACCUUAGUAAAAGAAUUCCAGGAAAUAAUAACUUUGUCAAGUCCAAGACAGGCCUUCCACUUAGCACUUACUUCAGUGCAGUGAAACUUCGUUGGCUCCUUGACAAUGUGAAAAAGGUCCAAGAGGCUGUUGAAGAAAAUAGAGCUCUUUUUGGGACCAUUGAUUCAUGGCUUAUUUGGAGUUUAACAGGAGGAAUCCAUGGGGGUGUCCACUGUACAGAUGUAACAAAUGCAAGCAGGACGAUGCUUUUUAACAUUCAUUCUUUGGAAUGGGAUAAAGAGCUCUGCGAAUUUUUUGGAAUUCCAAUGGAAAUUCUUCCCAGUGUUCGGAGUUCUUCUGAGAUCUAUGGCCUAAUGAAAAUCUCUCAUAGCCUGAAAGCUGGGGCCUUGGAAGGUGUGCCAAUAUCUGGGUGUUUGGGGGACCAGUCUGCUGCUUUGGUGGGACAAAUGUGCUUCCAGGAUGGACAGGCCAAAAACACGUAUGGAACAGGGUGCUUCUUACUGUGUAACACGGGCCAUAAGUGUGUAUUUUCUGAACAUGGCCUUCUGACAACUGUAGCGUAUAAACUUGGCAGAGACAAACCUGUGUAUUAUGCAUUGGAAGGUUCCGUAGCUAUAGCUGGUGCUGUAAUCCGCUGGCUAAGAGACAACCUUGGAAUUAUUAAGUCCUCUGAGGAAAUUGAAAAACUUGCUAAAGAAGUAGGUACUUCUUAUGGCUGCUACUUUGUUCCAGCAUUUUCAGGGUUAUAUGCACCUUAUUGGGAGCCCAGUGCAAGAGGGAUCAUCUGUGGACUCACUCAGUUCACCAAUAAAUGUCAUAUCGCUUUUGCUGCAUUAGAAGCUGUUUGUUUCCAAACACGAGAGAUUUUGGAUGCCAUGAAUCGCGACUGUGGAAUUCCACUCAGUCAUUUACAGGUAGAUGGAGGAAUGACCAGCAAUAAAAUUCUUAUGCAGCUACAAGCAGACAUUCUGUAUAUUCCAGUAGUAAAACCAUCCAUGCCGGAAACAACUGCGCUAGGCGCUGCCAUGGCGGCUGGGGCUGCAGAGGGGGUUGGUGUGUGGAGUCUUGAACCUGAGGAUUUGUCAGCUGUCACAGUGGAGCGGUUCGAACCUCAGAUCAAUGCUGAAGAAAGUGAAAUCCGUUACUCCACAUGGAAGAAAGCUGUGAUGAAGUCAAUUGGUUGGGUUACAACUCAGUCUCCAGAAAGUGGUGACCCUAGUAUCUUCUGUAGUCUGCCUUUGGGCUUUUUUAUAGUGAGUAGCAUGGUAAUGUUAAUCGGAGCAAGGUACAUCUCAGGUAUCCCAUAAAUAAUAUCACCUCACGGAUUUCCAAGAUGCAAGCUUUUUAAUGUGAUAUGAAAAUCUGACUAUUCUGUCUCAUAAUAUAAUGAUGCUAUUCAUAGACUCUGAUUUUUUUCAUAAGCCACUGGCUGCAUGAUCCUCCAAGCAGACAUAUGACUUAAAAUAAAGAAAAUGCAGCAGAAAGAAUCCUCCAGAAACUUUUUUUUUAACAUUGACAGUUAAGAUUGGGUCAGUCACCUUUGGGGCUGACCCCUGCCUCCACUGUCAUGAUGUCCUACACUAUUCCCAUUAAGGUCUAGGGUGAUUUUGUAUUCUGUCUAUUGAAAUGUGCCAUCCAGUAUAUUCAGAUGCUAGUGAGUUACACAUGUUUGAGGAAGGGGUUGUUAUUAACCUCUUCAAAAUGAGUGGCUUCUUGCUUGUUUGCUUUUAACUUCUCAAACCUCUUCUUUUCUAUAUAUUAGAAGGCCACAACAUUACUGGAUAUUUCAAUGGAAACAUCUAAAGAAUUAUUGGAUAAUGGUUUGCUAUUCUUGUUGCUUAAAUAUUUUCUGUACAGUGUUUGCCAAAAUUGAACCUUGUCAGGUGUUUUACACUGUUCCACUAACUGCCAUGGCUUUCUGUCUCGAUCUUACAGGAUACACUUUCUUUUCUGCUUUUUUUUUUUUCAUUUCUCCUUUUUAUAUUUUUAUUCUGUAUGUAUAACAUACAUGCCUAUAUAUUUUAUAUGCUGAGAGUAGCCCAUUUAUAAAUUAAGAGCACAUUAUAUUCAGUAAGUUAUAAGAGGGCUGGUCUUAAGUGGACUACUAUGUAUAUAAAUUUGGGGGGCAAGCUGUAUACAUUUUUGGGCAACGGUUAUGCAUAUUAUUUACCAGAAGAAAAUUUUCUUAUAAAAUCAAACAUUUAAAACUUAAGUAUGUAUUCAGUCAAUUAAAAUGUACUAUAUUGUAAUUUCAACUAUAUUUCUUAUACUCUACCAUUUCAUUAUCUCAGCUGGAAGAAAAGUAACUGUGGCAUGUAACAGUAAAUACUCUUCUCAAACAUGAUUCUAGUCCAAAUAAAAUUUUUCCUUUGAAUUGAUGUUUUCCAUAUUUGAGCUCCUAUUGAAGAAUUGUCAAAUUCAAAAGCUAAAAGUGGAAAAAUAUAUGUGAAUAAAGCCAAUAAUGCCUUUUAAAUGUUAUUACCCAUUAAUAAGAUGUUCUUAUUUUCUGGUAUGAUAGAAAAUUAUUUCUACUUAAUGUCAUAACUGACAAAAACAACUAUCAUUACAAAUGCCUCACGGUAUAACCAAUAACUUCUCAAAUAUUUAGAAUUAUUGGUUAUAACUCAUUAACCUAGCUUCCUAACAUCAAUUUAAAAAUAUAUUUGUUUUAUAGUAAAAAAAUAAGAAAAUGAUACUUUCUAAAAAAAUAAGAAAAUGAUACUUUCUAAUUAUUUUGUUUUAUCAUUUUGGAAUGGAAAAUAUUGAUAUAUUAAUAGAAAAAGUUUUAUUUGGAAUUAAUGAUAGAUUGUAUUUCCUGUUCUGAAUAUGCUGCUCCUAAUGAUUGAAUCUGCUGGGUUUUACUGAUACAGCUGCCACGUAAGUGGCAUAAAUAUAGAAAGGUACUGUGAAAUUGUUAUGGCAGUGAUACUUUCAAACUCAGUUAUAUCUCUACAAAGGCAGGUUGAGUUCAUUGUAAAUAAUUGUGUAAAUCACUGUUCUAGUAAUUUUAAAAUAACAUUAAUUUUUCUACAAAAUGCGAGAUUUAUAAAUGUUUGAAAUUGUACCUAUUGAUAAUUAAUGGUAAGUUUACUUACAAUAAAUGUACCCCUUAUUUCUUCUUUGCAUUUCUCAUUUCCAGAUGAAAGUUUGGUUAUCAGAGAUGUUUCAGCAGACACAAAAGCCACUUUUCAGUACUUGGUCACAUGCACUAACAAGCCAAUUAGCCGCAGAAGUGGUUUCUGGAAUAAUAAACACCUUAUUUAUUCUGUUAGAACAGAGUAGACAGUUGCUACCUCAGCAUUUUCAGAAAACACAUUUUCAAGGCUAAAGGCCAUCAUCAGUAGAGUCUCCCCUUACUGAGACCUCCUUAUCUCUAGGUUUCAUCCUUUGCCUCAGCUUCUGUCUAGCUGGGUUAGUCACUGAGGUCUGGAACACUGUUGCUCUUUCAUACUAAUGCCAACAUCACCACAUUUUGUUCUCCAGUUGAUCUGUAAAAUCAAUAAUGCAUUAAUGCUUCUUUAUUAAUAUCCUUUGUUUUGUUUUUUUUUUUUUUUGAGACAGUGUCUCACUAUGUAGGCCUGAUUGUCCU
Molecule: messenger RNA, 4208 nt
Organism: Mus pahari (shrew mouse)
Lineage: Eukaryota; Metazoa; Chordata; Mammalia; Rodentia; Muridae
Gene: Gk
Product: glycerol kinase
Exons: 22
Coding region: 163-1926 (587 amino acids)
Biological process (GO): glycerol-3-phosphate biosynthetic process; triglyceride metabolic process; glycerol metabolic process
Cellular component (GO): mitochondrion
Molecular function (GO): glycerol kinase activity
Source: RefSeq, a predicted model, not a curated record